AUAUAAAAGGGAACAGCCUAGUCUACUUUUAGUGAGACUUUUCUGAAAUUAAGGUGAAGAUGAAGUGGUUGCUGCUAUGUCUGUUGACCAUUGGCUUUACUUUUCCUUGUGCUGAUAGCAAUACCAUGCAGUUUGGGUCACUAGUCUAUUAUGCCACAAGAAGAAAUAUCCUGCAAGAUUACACGGGUUAUGGCUGCUACUGUGGAAUAGGAGGGAAAGGACAGCCUGUGGACGCAACUGACAGGUGCUGCCAUGCCCUUGGCUGCUGUUACACAAAACUGAGAGCUCGAGGAUGUAACCCAAAACUGAAAAAAUACAAAGUUGCUCUCAGAAAAGGAAAAAUAAAUUGUAUGUCUAUGGCUGAUCCAUGCAUGAAGUCAGUAUGCGAGUGUGAUCGCUCCGCUGCUCUGUGUUUUCAAGCAGCCAGUAAAAGCUACAGGAAAGCAUACCGCUACUUUCCAAAUGUCAAAUGUCGAGGAUCUACUCCUAGGUGUUGAAAUGUUUUCUAUCUGCAUCUAUCAGAUUAAAAAAUGUUUACUUAUCAGAUAAUAUAGUGGGUUUAAAAUAUAACAUUAACCUUUAAUCAUUUGACUGAACUAUCAGACUUUAUUUACAGCAUGUUUUUUAUCAUUAUUUAGUGUGUUUCUACAUCACUCUCAACCUCUAGGAUAUAUCAAUAAAUCUGCUUAUUGCUUUGCAGCUUCAA
This is a messenger RNA of Protopterus annectens (West African lungfish), 706 nucleotides long. Its product is annotated as phospholipase A2, membrane associated-like. Gene Ontology annotation, biological process: lipid catabolic process; arachidonate secretion; negative regulation of T cell proliferation. The record is from RefSeq and is a predicted model, not a curated record. Gene Ontology annotation, molecular function: calcium ion binding; phospholipid binding. Bases 60 to 497 code for a protein of 145 amino acids. NCBI's taxonomy places the organism in Eukaryota, Metazoa, Chordata, Ceratodontiformes, Protopteridae. The transcript is spliced from 4 exons.